Drosophila sechellia is the source of this 1564-nucleotide messenger RNA. RefSeq names its product inactive ubiquitin carboxyl-terminal hydrolase MINDY-4B. Gene Ontology annotation, biological process: protein K48-linked deubiquitination. Gene Ontology annotation, molecular function: cysteine-type deubiquitinase activity; K48-linked deubiquitinase activity. The coding region runs from base 82 to 1419 and encodes 445 amino acids. The transcript has 8 exons. The record is from RefSeq and is a predicted model, not a curated record. NCBI's taxonomy places the organism in Eukaryota, Metazoa, Arthropoda, Insecta, Diptera, Drosophilidae.
AAUCAUUCGCCGACGAGUCGCAGAGUGGAGCAAAGGUCUCUAGCGGAAACGGAAAUCAGCAGCUAAUUAGAGAAAACGAAAAUGAACAAAGAGUUCAUCACGCAGGGCGGCACGCCUAUAACCGCCGAAUUGGCCACGGAUCUGCGCAAUUUGGUUUUCGGUACCGCAGCAAUUCCCAUGCGAGCCGAAUGGCUACAGACGUCCUUUGUGUUUGGUGCUCCCAAGGAGGAGCUGGCCUACGGCCUUCGUUCGCCCCGGAACGCCACACGUGGUCUGUUGUCCGUCGUCCAGGGAUUCGUUCUGAAGUAUCUGCUCUUCGCCCGGAAGACCAGUCGCGUGGCUUCGCUUACCGAUCCGCUCCUGGCCACCGCCGAUAUGCAGAGGGAGGCCUUGUUCUGCGCCCUCUUGGAGAUACUGCGCACCAUCUCGGACAAGGGCAAGGUCACCAUGGUGCUGCCGUCGGAGGACGAGGUGUUCGUGGACCACAGCGCCUGCUAUUUCCAUGAUUCCGUCACCGAGAAGCUCUAUGUUUUCACGCUGUCACCCAACGACGAGUUGGAAUACUUUUUGAAGCGAAAUUUCAAAUACUUUACAGAAGAGGAGACCCCAGGCACCCUGCUGUUUCUAUAUAGCGCCGUCCUCACGCGAUCCAUGGGAAAGGUUCGAACGGAUCUGGACUCGGCCAAAUCCUCGCCCCUGACGUCGAGCAAUCACGAGGAGGGAUCCCUAAUGAUUGUCACGCUGCUGCUGACGGGACGUGCCACUCCCUAUAUCCAUAAUGGUGUUGUAAAUGUGGGCGACGAGAGUAGCUAUGCGGUUCCGCAGUACGGCGUUCUCAAACGAUGUAUGAUUGGUCUCCUGCUUUGGGACAUCGAGUCAGCUAGCGCUGCGGUUAAUCAGUCCCGUCAGCCGGGCUCGCGACUCAAGACGCCCAACUAUCCCAUCUGGAUAACCAGCUGCACGGGUCACUUUGGCGUGAUCUUCAACAAGAAUCCGGAUCUGUUGCGCAACUAUCAUGCGGAGUCGCGUUUCGAUGUGAACUACUACAGCUGCUCCGGUCACCAGAUUCUGAUGACCAUCGACAAUCGGACGUACAACGAGCAGGCAUUGGUCAUGUUGGAGCGACAACCAAUCACGCCGGAGAGUACCUCGAUGUCCGGAAAGGAGGAUGGCGCAACGUCGCCAACGACCGUUUCCGGUGGAGGAGGUGCUGCUGCCGGCGGCGGUGUGGGUGGCGCUAGCGGCGGUGUUGGUGGUGCUGCUAGUGGCGCUAGCGGUGGUAACGAUGUGGUCGCCAAGGAGGAGUCGACGCUCAACACGCCGUUGCAGCGUCUGAUUCGUACCAAGUGGGAAGAGGCAACUAUAAGCUUUCACGUGCAGCCAUCGAUGUUGAGUUAUCUUUUUAGUACCACACAGUAGAAUGCAGGAUCCAAAAAGCUAUAGAUACUCCUUUGCUAAAGUCAGAACGAUUCACAUUCAAGCGCAAGAGAUAUCAUCAAAGUGAAUAGAAGAUCACAAGAUCAGAUCAAUUAAAUUAGUUUUUUAAAAAAUAAAAAUUUAUUUG